CACAACGAGACCGGACACAACCAGUUGCAGUCGCUACCGACCAGCGAAGCGUAUUGAGAGAACCGUCCAACAGGUGGCCAGCCAGCGGCAGAAGCUACUCUCCCGUUUUCCUACCAGUAGUACCGGGGUGCGCAACUGCGCACACCGUCCACCGCCGUCACUAUUGCGCUGCUGGAAGCGAUGCCGGGAGCCUGUCACCGGCUGCGGAUACCUUCGAUCGGUUCGAGCCGUCCUCCAAAGGGUGGCGCCGUAGCAGGUGGACCACCGUCGUCAACCUCGACGACAUCGACGGCAUCGGCAUCUGGUGCCGCCUGUAACGAUGACAUCUUCAGCUGCGACGGUGGACCGUUGUCACCACCGGCAUCGGCCGGUGCCGUGAAGAAGGAACGCCACCGGGUCACGAUGAUGGGUGCGGCCCGGGUCGGCAAAUCGUCCAUCAUCUCGCAGUUCCUGUACGAGAAGUACCUGUCGCGGUACAAGCAAACGAUCGAGGAGAUGCACCGGGGCGAGUACGAGCUGCCGGAUGGAUCGAGCCUGACGCUCGACAUCCUUGACACGUCCGGUUCCUACCAGUUCCCGGCCAUGCGCGCCCUCUCGAUCAACACGAGCGGUGCCUUCAUUCUGGUGUACGCGGUGGACGACGAGGAAACCUGGAACGAGGUGGAACGAUUGCGUGAACAGAUCAUUUCGGUGCGCGGUUCCCGGGUACCGAUCGUAAUCGUCGGCAACAAAGCGGACGUACCGGAAGAGCAGCGCCAGAUACCGUUCAAGGUGGCCAGAUCGCGGGCACUGCUCGAGUGGGGCUGCGGUUACGCCGAGUGUUCGGCCAAAAACAACGAAGGCAUCCUGACGGUGUUCAAGCAGCUGCUCCGUCAGGCGAACAUCGAGUACAACCUCAGCCCGGCGGUUCGCCGUCGCCGGAAGUCACUGCCGAGCUAUACCGGUGGUUCGAAUCCGGCCCGGGCCAACACCACGCGCUACUACCUGAAGCGCCACUCGUGCUCGGUGCAGUGAGCCCUUCCCGGAAUCCCGGAACGAUCCGCACAACGAUGAUGACUCACCAAUAAAUAAGGAGACAGAACUGAUAGAAAGGGUGCCAGGUGGCAGGUGGCAGGUGGAUGGAUGAAUGAUGAAGGUGUGUCCUGCUUGUGCGUACCUUGGCGAAAGCAUGCCCGAGGUUUCAUUGUUGAACUGAAACGAGGGAGUGGGAGCGAGUUUUGAGCUUUUUUGGAUUCAUAUUGUAACGAACAAAUAGGAUAAUAUGCUGUUUAUGCUAACGCGCCGCCAUACCCGAGUGUACGGUGUCACCGCUUGCUUGAUUGUUCCCUGUUGUGCGUAGGUUUGAGUUUCGACAAAUUUGCAUGUUCUUUGUGGAGAGGGAGAGAGGAAGAGAAAGCGUGAAAGAGAGAUAGAAAAAGAGAGAGGAACCCGUACAACCUUUUGGAUCGUAGAUUUUUCAACGGAACAAUGAUGUUUGUAACUCCGCGCGGAACACAACAAACCGCGCGUGUUUAUGUUUUUCUGUGUCCAAGAUAAGAAUAGGGUAUGUAGUGAAAGAUUUUCCC
Molecule: messenger RNA, 1565 nt
Organism: Anopheles aquasalis
Lineage: Eukaryota; Metazoa; Arthropoda; Insecta; Diptera; Culicidae
Product: ras-related protein Rap-2b-like
Molecular function (GO): GTP binding; GTPase activity
Source: RefSeq, a predicted model, not a curated record